This is a messenger RNA of Hemiscyllium ocellatum (epaulette shark), 3053 nucleotides long. RefSeq lists its product as uncharacterized. Bases 952 to 1242 code for a protein of 96 amino acids. The record is from RefSeq and is a predicted model, not a curated record. The transcript is spliced from 2 exons. NCBI's taxonomy places the organism in Eukaryota, Metazoa, Chordata, Chondrichthyes, Orectolobiformes, Hemiscylliidae.
AUUGUUCAAAUCGCUCGGCUGCUGGUCUGAGGCAAGUACGCGCCUGCACUUACUCAACCAGAUCUUUUACAGUUCUACCCAGGUCCUAUCCAGCCAGGAGGUAAAUUCCAACACACUGCAGUCAUCUCACCACCACCGACGUUCUGGCUUGUCUUCAAAAUACUCAGUGCCUCUUGGGAGUGUGUUGUGAGUUUAAGCCGAGCCCCUUGGUAUCUAAAGUUAGCACAGACUGGCUAAAAAUAGUCCUCCAUGUCAGAAAGUACAAGCAGAAUGAGAGUCACUUUCUCAUCGGUUCCAGGGAGUUGAACAAAGCUUUUUUUCUCUCUCUCUCGCAACAAGCCUGGCUUUAACGAGCAACUGCUUAAAUAAACAGGAAGUUUUAGUCACUAUGUGAUCUUUGACGUCAGUUGUGAAGGCAUCAAACUUACUGACCACAGUGGGAGCUCUGACACUCAGGGAGAGAGCAAGUCGGAAAGAGACAGAAACAGAGACUCGUUUCCUCCAGCCAGUGCUCAAAUGGUAACUACCUGAGAGUGUGAGGGAGUGAGCAAGCGGCAAGGCAAGUGCUUUCGAACCUGUCUGCGGGCCUGCCCCACACACGCUGGGUUGAGUCUCUCUUCCCCUGGUCAGUCAGCAGAGAGUCUUGUGCUGGGAGUUCUGACAACGUGUUCCAAGAUUGCGGCCUUCCACAGUGUCCAUGUGGUACAGAAGGUGAGGUAAAGCUGAAACUCCUGAAGACCUCUCUCCAGCCUAACGGUUCAAUCAGCCAGUCCAGUCCCCCUGCCUGUACUGUGUGUCAGCAGCCUCCCUGCUUAUAUCCAGCUUGUAAAUAUUGAGCAUUCUCUCUGCUUGUACAGUGAGAGUGUGGGCAUUCACUCUGUGCGCUGUGUGAGUGUGUGUGUGUAAGUACUGUCUCCACCUGUGUGACUGACAGAGCAAGCCAGCAUAGCAAUGCUGGAGGAUGUGCGCAGGUUCUUUGAGUCGGUGUGGGAGCUGAUCUGUGCAAAGCACAAUGAGGGCCUGUAUAACUCGAUCUGCCUGGUGGUUCUGUUGCUUCUGCCAGUCUUGCUCUUGAUUCUCAUUGUGUGUCUCUGCUGCUAUGGCUGCUGUUGUGGGCGGGACACUUGCUGCAAGUGCUGUCGGCGGCAAAAAGGCCCGACCAAGAAGAAAAACCCUGAUGACCUGUGGAUCCAAAGGCAGCCACAGCCCAUCAUGAUGGACAAUCUCUCAGUGCCAGUGUAACACUCUAUGCUCAGCUCCUCCCAUCAAAUCGAAGUAGGAGUUCAGAGCAACGUAGAGUGGGCAUCGCUGCAUCAUCUGGAGACCUGGCAGCUGACAGCACGGACACUUUCCCGAAUAUUGACCUCUGCUGUGCUGAUUGCUGAAGGAUGAAGUUGCUUAUUGAGUUUGCCAUCUUCCAGCCUGAGCUGCUGGUUAUUGUCUGACUGUUAGUGCGAGUGGGUCACUUCGCACUAGCAUCCAAGCUCCCAUCCAUCACCACAACUGCACUGUAUUCCAAAACAGUCCCUGUCUCAGUCCAGCCCUUCUCUUCAUGUCUACCUACUGUGGUUAGUCCUCUGCUAUCAAUUUAAAGAUAGACGGUUUUAUGUUAGUGUACACUGUCUGCUUGCAAUUACACCGGAAUGUCAGUCAUAUUCUGACUGCAGUUUGUACAAUUACAUAUGAUGUUUGCUGUCAUGUUAUAUAUACUGUGACCAGUACAUGUAUGGAAAUGUGACUCAGUGUAUCUGCAAUGUACAGUACAGUGGUCAAGCAUACAACCUAGUCAGUAUAUACAAUUCAUCCACACUGGCCACCUUUACUGGAGUGUGCAGUGUGGCUGGAUUGUGUAUAAUACAAUUGCUGUAAAGUAUGAGAUGUCACUGUGGUAUGUCACAGUGCCAGUGCUGAAGGCAGGGGAGGCACAGAUUCCACGGUGUUUUUAAAUGCACCGCUCCUUUCUGAGGAAUGUGCCUGAGCUCCAAAUUGUCAGCUUGUAAAGACAAUCCAUGUUCUUCCAGAACCAGGCAGCUUCUGAAAUCGACCAUUCACUGGGCUUGUGACUGUUCACUUGAAUAUUGCACUGAUGCACAGUAAAGUUACUGACAAGCUAGAAAGCUCUCCGAUUUUGUGCUUUUCAGCUUUAGACCUGUCACACUGUUUGAUAUUUUAAAAGUUCUUGAUUUGGAUGCCUAGAUCCAGUGAAGUUCAAAUGAUUCUAUUUGAAUUAUUUUGGAAUGGCUGUGUGAAUAAUCUGUCAGUCACAUCCAAUAGUAACCAAAUAAUGUGUGUUGCAUCUGUCACUGUACAGUGUCAAGCCGACACAUCAGGCAUCUGCUUCUACUUCUACAUCCUAUCGCCUAUUAUACUGUUACACACAGUCUGUAAUGUGCACUGAGUUGGUGCACGCUGGACUGUAAUGUGCACUCCUAGCUGGUAUACACUGAUCUAUAACAUGCACUCCAAGUUUAUACAUGCCAGUUAGAAACAUGCAGUCUGAGCUGGUAUAUACCCAUCUGUAAUGGGCACUCUGAGCUGGUACAUGCUGUUCUGCAAUGAGCACUUUGAGCUCGUACACGCUGGUCUGUAACAGGCACGCUGAGCUGGUACGAGUCAGCCUGUAACAGGCACGUGAGCUGGUACGUGUUGGCCUGUAACAGGCACGCUGAGCUGGUACGUGUUGGCCUGUAACAGGCACGCUGAGCUGGUACGUGUCGGCCUGUAACGUGCACCCGGUAGUGGUGCACUGUUCAAGUGAGAUCUAGCUGAUGUGGAUUCAUUCCCUGAUUCACGUGCCCCAAUGUGUGUCUGCAGUUGGCACUCUGCAUGUAUUGAUAUUGAGGCAAUGUAUUCUGUGUUUAGAUGUUAUAUGUAAGAUAUCUUCUAUUUUCUUCAGAUUGAUACUUAAUAUUUUGACAAAGUAAAUAUUUUGACAAAGUGAAUAUUUUGAAGGAUAGGAUUAACUGUUACAUUAAUGGAGUUGUAACUCACCUUUGUAAAAAGCCCAUUUCUACAAAAAUAUUAUUGAAUAAAUUGCAUAUGGAUCAAUUGAA